This is a messenger RNA of Melitaea cinxia (Glanville fritillary), 797 nucleotides long. RefSeq lists its product as uncharacterized. NCBI's taxonomy places the organism in Eukaryota, Metazoa, Arthropoda, Insecta, Lepidoptera, Nymphalidae. The transcript is spliced from 6 exons. The record is from RefSeq and is a predicted model, not a curated record. The coding region runs from base 57 to 689 and encodes 210 amino acids.
UGUUUUCUCAGCUCUCUGCUCUAUUUGUUAUCCGUACAUAGACAAAAAAAGACUCAAUGAGGGCGUUUACUUUUGGUGCAGUGCUUCUUACCCUAGCCGUCCUCGCUAGCCAGGAACCUAUUGAAAGACGAGAUUUUACAGGUAGCCUUUUAGAUACAGAUACGGCAAAACCAAAACGUGAAAAAAUUGGUAUUAAAGCUGAAUUGGCCGAACUUAAUGAAUAUUUGGAAGAUGUCCCAAUUCAGAACAUGCAGGCAGUAAAACAUCUCGUAAAAUUACUUAAAUCGAUUGACGAGGCAGCUCAGCAACUUGAUUGUAAUAUAUACGAAGAGAUCGCAGAGCCAAAACUUCCUGAAAAGUUAGAAUUACCUCAGACAAAAAGCAGUGACGUUGAGGCUGAUACAGAAAAUCAAAAAAAUGCUGCACAGCAACACUUUUCUGACAAUGAGGAAGCGUCACGACGUUCCUUUGAUAGUAACCGUUUAUUUAUACCGCCUAUUGAGAACAGUAAUACACAAAGUCCAUGGUGUUCGGUGGCCAUGUCAUGUCGGAAAACUAUGAAUUCUAUUUGUGGGUACGAGGAUAAUUUUGGUUAUGGUAAAUUUGACGAUAUGUGCCAUAUGUUACAAGUUAACUGCUAUUUUAAGUACAAUUUUGCACUUGUGCCGUCAUGCAAACCAUUUUUGUAAAUCUGCCACUGAUAAAGUACGAAGUAGACAGAGCAAAAUUUGUUUUUAUAUUUUAACUAAAAUUUCAUUGUAAUGAUUUUUAGUACACAUUACUUUGAAUAAAUAAAA